AUGGCAAACACAGCUGGCAUUGGAAACAGAACACUUGGCCAAAUCAGCUUGCUGGAUUCGCAAGACUAUCAGUUGGCACUGACCUUGGAAGAGUAUUCAUGUAUUCUAGGAAUUCCCAUCAAGCUUCAAGUUCCUUUUCACGUGUCUAUGGAGGUUCCUGAUUCUGAACGUAUUGUUGCUACCCUUUAUUUGGGAAAAUAUGUGGUGGAUGCUAAUCUCAAGACAAAAGGAGGACUCUCUGGUUUUAUUCUGAGUUUUCUUUUAGAAACUUUGGGUGCUUUGGCUAAAGAAGAGAAUUGGAAGGUUUUCAAUGCUGUUUUGGCUUGCAGUAUCUAUGGCAUUGUUUUGUUUCCCAACAUGGUUGAUUUUGUCGAUAUGAACUCCAUUCGUAUCUUGAUGAUGGGGAACCUAGUACUAACACUUUUGGGGGGUGUAUAUCAUUCUAUUCAUUCCAGAAAUCACAAAAGGAGAGGUGGCUUACUGUGGUGUUGUGCUCCUCUUUUGUACCAUUGGUUCCGAAGCCAUCUCCCGUGCAAAGGAGCAUUUAUGGAUAACAAGGAAACCUUGAAGUGGUCCAAGAGGUUGAUGGGGCUUACUUCCAAAGAUUUGGUGUGGUAUAACUUGAAAUUGGACAGGAUGGAGAAAUCUGAAGUGAUUUUAUGUUGUGAAGAGUUUCCUAAUGUGCCUCUCAUGGGCAUUAGGGGAGGUGUAAACUAUAAUCACGUGCUUUCUCAAAGACAAUUGCACUAUGCUUUGAAAGGAUCUCUAGAGGAUAGGAGCAUCCAAGAGUCUUUGUUCUACAAUGUGAAUUAUGGUGUUGAGAUGAUGAAGAAAGUUGCUAAGGCCUGA
Molecule: messenger RNA, 849 nt
Organism: Lathyrus oleraceus (garden pea)
Lineage: Eukaryota; Viridiplantae; Streptophyta; Magnoliopsida; Fabales; Fabaceae
Exons: 2
Coding region: 1-849 (282 amino acids)
Source: RefSeq, a predicted model, not a curated record